This is a messenger RNA of Galeopterus variegatus (Sunda flying lemur), 5064 nucleotides long. It is a transcript of the gene ANKS1A, whose product is annotated as ankyrin repeat and sterile alpha motif domain containing 1A. Gene Ontology annotation, cellular component: cytosol. Bases 329 to 3226 code for a protein of 965 amino acids. Gene Ontology annotation, molecular function: protein binding. NCBI's taxonomy places the organism in Eukaryota, Metazoa, Chordata, Mammalia, Dermoptera, Cynocephalidae. The record is from RefSeq and is a predicted model, not a curated record. The transcript is spliced from 22 exons.
GUGGAGAGGGCCAAAUGUGAACUGUGUUGACAGCACUGGCUACACACCCCUGCACCAUGCUGCUUUGAAUGGCCAUAAGGAUGUGGUUGAGGUUCUUCUGAGGAACGAUGCUCUGACCAACGUGGCUGACUCAAAAGGCUGUUACCCUCUGCACUUGGCAGCCUGGAAAGGAGAUGCCCAGAUAGUGCGGUUACUCAUCCAUCAAGGGCCCUCGCACACCCGAGUCAAUGAACAGAACAAUGACAACGAGACAGCCCUGCAUUGCGCAGCACAGUACGGCCACACAGAGGUAGUGAAGGUGCUCUUAGAGGAGUUAACGGACCCCACCAUGCGCAACAACAAAUUCGAAACACCUCUGGACCUGGCAGCACUCUACGGGCGACUGGAGGUGGUGAAGAUGCUCCUCAAUGCACACCCCAAUCUCUUGAGCUGCAACACUAAGAAGCACACCCCUCUUCACUUGGCAGCAAGGAAUGGCCACAAAGCCGUGGUCCAGGUCCUCCUUGAUGCUGGCAUGGACAGCAACUACCAGACGGAGAUGGGCAGUGCUUUGCAUGAGGCUGCUUUGUUUGGCAAGACCGAUGUGGUACAAAUCCUGCUGGCUGCAGGAAUUGAUGUCAACAUAAAGGAUAACCGUGGACUGACUGCUCUAGACACUGUCCGGGAACUGCCUUCUCAAAAGAGCCAGCAGAUAGCAGCACUUAUUGAAGAUCAUAUGACUGGAAAAAGAAGCACAAAUGAGGUAGAUAAAACUCCUACACCCCAGCCACCUGUCAUCUCCAAUAUGGACUCCGUGUCACAGAAGUCUCAGGAAGACGUGGAGAAAGCAGUGACUGAACUGAUCAUCGAUUUUGACACAAAUGCUGAAGAGGAGGGUCCCUACGAGGUGCUAUACAAUGCUGUUUCCUGCCACUCACUGGAUAGCAUGGCCAGCGGACGAUCGUCUGACCGAGACUCCGUGACCAAGGAGACCGAGGCAGCAGGAGUGAAAACUGCUGGAGUGAGGCCUAGGGAACGUCCACCGCCUCCAGCAAAGCCACCCCCUGAUGAAGAGGAGGAAGACCGCAUAGAUAAGAAGUAUUUUCCCAUGACAGCUUCUGAGGUCCUGGCCAUGAGACCUAGGAUUCAGGGGAGUGCAGCCAGAAAAGAGGACGAGCAUCCUUAUGAGCUGUUGUUAACAGCAGAGACAAAGAAGCUGGUGCCAGUGGAUGGAAAAACAAAAGACCACAGGCAAAGCAGCAGCAGCUGGAGCCAGGACUCUGCAGAGGGGCAGGACGGGCAGGUCCCAGAGCAGUUCUCAGGUCUCCUUCACGGCUCAUCCCCAGUGUGUGAGGUGGGGCAGGACCCUUUCCAGCUGCUCUCUGCCACUAGCCGGAGCCAUCCAGACGGGUCUCCCCUGCAGAGCACCUGCCACAAGGUCAGCAUGCAGCUGGAGGAGAGGGGCGUGCAUACUCCUGGAGCUCCCCAGCCCAGUGUCCUGGACCAGAGCAAGAGAGUGGGCUACACAGCAGGACUGCCCACCACCAACAGCCGGUCGCACCCUGAAACUUUGACUCUCACAUCAUCUCCACACCCUGGUGGUGCUGAGGAAGAAGGAGACCGGAGUGGGGCCAGGAGCCGAGCCCCUCCCACCAGCAAACCCAAAGCUGAACUUAAACUCAGCCGCAGCUUGUCCAAGUCUGACUCUGAUCUCCUGACCUGUUCACCCACAGAGGACGCUACAAUGGGGAGCCGGAGCGAGUCCUUGUCCAACUGUAGCAUUGGGAAGAAGAGGCUGGAGAAGUCACCUUCCUUUGCUUCAGAGUGGGAUGAGAUUGAGAAAAUCAUGAGUUCUAUCGGAGAAGGGAUUGACUUUUCUCAGGAACAGAAGAAGAUCUCAGGUUCGCGGACGCUGGAGCAGAGCGUCGGGGAGUGGCUGGAGUCAAUUGGGCUACAGCAGUAUGAGAGCAAGUUGCUUCUGAAUGGCUUUGAUGAUGUCCACUUCCUGGGGUCUAAUGUGAUGGAAGAGCAGGACCUGCGGGAGAUUGGCAUCAGCGACCCCCAGCACCGGCGGAAGCUGCUCCAGGCCGCACGCUCCCUGCCCAAGGUGAAGGCUCUUGGCUAUGACGGGAACAGCCCCCCAUCGGUACCCUCCUGGCUGGACUCCCUGGGGCUGCAGGACUACGUCCACUCCUUCCUGUCGAGUGGCUACAGCUCCAUCGACACUGUGAAGAACCUCUGGGAGCUGGAGCUUGUCAAUGUCCUAAAGGUCCACCUGCUCGGCCAUCGCAAGCGCAUCAUCGCCUCCCUCGCAGACAGGCCCUAUGAGGAGCCGCCCCAGAAGCCCCCACGGUUUUCCCAGCUAAGAUGCCAAGACUUGAUCUCCCAGACGUCAUCCCCCCUGAGCCAGAAUGAUUCCUGCACUGGGCGGUCAGCAGACCUGCUGCUGCCUCCUGGGGACACAGGCAGGAGGUGGCAUGACAGUCUUCAUGACCCUGCGGCACCCUCUCGAGCAGAGCGCUUCAGAAUCCAGGAAGAGCAUCGUGAGGCCAAGCUGACCCUUCGGCCACCCAGCCUGGCUGCCCCCUAUGCCCCUGUGCAGAGUUGGCAACACCAGCCAGAGAAACUCAUCUUUGAGUCCUGCGGUUACGAAGCCAAUUAUCUGGGCUCCAUGCUGAUCAAAGAUCUGCGAGGGACAGAGUCCACACAAGAUGCCUGUGCGAAGAUGCGGAAAUCCACCGAGCACAUGAAGAAGAUCCCCACCAUCAUCCUAUCCAUCACCUACAAAGGAGUGAAGUUCAUCGAUGCCUCCAACAAGAAUGUCAUCGCAGAGCACGAAAUCCGGAACAUUUCCUGUGCGGCUCAGGACCCGGAGGACCUCUGUACCUUUGCCUACAUCACCAAGGACCUGCAGACCAGCCACCACUACUGCCAUGUCUUCAGCACGGUGGAUGUGAAUCUGACCUACGAGAUCAUCCUGACACUGGGGCAGGCGUUUGAGGUGGCCUAUCAGCUGGCCCUGCAGGCCCAGAAGUCCAGGCCCAUGGGGGCCUCUGCAGUGGAGACGAUUGAAACAAAGUCUUCCAGACCGGUGCCUAAGCCUCGGGUCGGCAUGAAGAAAUCCGCACUGGAACCGCCUGACAUGGACCAGGAUGCCCAGUCCCAUGCCAGUGUCUCCUGGGUUGUGGACCCAAAACCAGACUCUAAGCGGAACCUCAGCACCAAGUAUGAGACCACUAUCUUCUAAAACAACUCACUCCCCGUCUCCACUAGUCUCACUGUGCCUUUGCCACCCACUCUUUCUGCUCUUCUCGACUCUCUCCUUCCAGCUGCUGGCGCCAAGGCCCCACCUUCCUGGGACCUGCCCUCCUGGGCAGCAGCUCUAGACACUGUACACCCACAGCUCCCGCACCUAACACCACCGAACACUGUGAAUUCUCCCCCGUGGGCUGAGAAGCUUUGGGAGGGGGGAGUUGCCUUUGAGGUGGGUACCAAGAGGGCUCAGGGGCUCUAUGGUGUCCAGGAGGCAUCUGGCAGGCACUGCAAGUCCUGAGGGCUGGUGGCACUCUUCGAGCAGACCCCAAGCACACCACUGACAGCUCCUGCUGAGUUGAGCUGGGUUCUGUCUCUUGGCUCCUUCUCCCGUCUUCUAUACUGAGCCACAGCCAUGUACCGCUGCCAAGAGCUGUCUGUUUUCACCUUUCCUGACACAACCAACCACUGUGACCACCCAGUGCCAGAAUCCCCUUGCACGCUGCUCCCAGCUGCAGCCCUGCCCUGCCCUCCUCUGCUGCUUUAGGGUACUGGCCUUGCUCUCAUGGCCAGGCCCCUGUGAGACCCUGAGCUCAGUGAUAUGGCUUGACCAGGGACAGACUGCUUUCUGUGAGGGCCCAAAUUAGUGUCAGGCCAUGGGCACAUGCUGACUCUAAAGCGUGGGGCUCUGAGCAUCUGAACACCCACAGGCUGGCUCCGCUCAGCAGGUUUCUUGGUCCUCAUGGGCCUUCACUCCAAGGAAGGGGGUGGCAUGUAUGUGGUCGGCCCCUCAUGUCUUCACCGUUGAGUCACAAGGUCUGGAAGCCUUGGGCCUGGCUGUGGAGUCUAGGUCACCGAGGAGGAAGGCCUUCCUGUAGGAUCCAGCAAGAGGGAGACCUGUGCCCUGCACACACGGUGCACCUUCUUCCUUCACAGAUGGAGCUGCUUGAGUACAGGGACCUGGACCUAGCAACUUCCAUUGUCCUCCAGGAGCUUCCUGUCCCUUGUCCAUGGUGUGGGGAUCAAAGAAAGUCAGCCAUCAUCCCGUCCUUUCCCUGAUCAACCUCCCUCAGCUCGACUCCUCUGAGAGGAGAGGUCGUGCAGUAUGUAACUUCCCAGCAGUUGAGCAGCUGGGAUCGUGGAGCUGAGUCUCUGAAGAAGCCCCACACUCUCUGGUGUGGGCAAAUCAGUUUAGAUGACAGGAGACAGGAAAGAAGCAAUUCCAGUAGGAAGCAGUGCAAAUGGAGCAUAGUCUAGUAGAAAAGCCAGUAAGUCAUGGCAGUUAUUUUAGAGUUGAAACCCAAGUUGAUAAAUCAGGGUGGGUCCUUCUGUCUGCCUGCCUGUCCUUGUGCCUUCCUGAGCAGACUUGCCACACCAGAGCGGCAGGGGGCUGUGGGCCAUGGAGGGCGCAGGGGGAGGCCGUGAGGGACCUUCAGCUCUGCUUCUGUGUCUCCUUUCAGUCUCCUCCACCUUGUGCAGUCCCCUUUGGUUAACCCUUUCCUCCCCCCAUUGUUUGCUUCUGCCAAGCUGAGCCACUGAGGAACCACACUGUGCUGCAGAAACAUAGAUAUGGGGAGCACAGGCUCCUGCCACCACCAUCACCACCACCGUCUCACCUGCAGCUUUGAAGACCCUCCCAACCUCUGCCUGCAGGACCUCCUCUCCGCUGCUCGGCCUGGGCCUGCCACCACCAGGUCUUGCAGAGUGAGCCCUGCCCUAGCUGCGGAGAAGCACUCCAGGCCUGUAGCAGAUGAGACUGGAACUCCGGAGGGUCGAGAAGUGACUUGUCCAGAACACAUUAUUUUAAUAGUAAAAAAAAUCUUUUUAUAAAAU